GCGGGGGGGUGGGGGUCGGAGGAUGGCGGAGCCGCGUCGGGUGCCGUUCAUUAGUCUGGCACCCGUGAGGCGACGAGAGGGCGAGAGCCCGUCCCUGGAGCGCGAGCCCGGGGGCCGCGAGCCGGAGCAGCAGCUAUUGCUAGGGCGCGAGGUGGUGGUGCCGCCGCCCGACCAGCAGCACGAGCUCUCCCGGGCGGAGCCACAGGUUCAGCUGCCGCGCGAGACCAGCCCCCGGCCGGACCCGCCGCGUGAGAUCAGCCGGCCUGAGCAGCAGCGCGAGCCCCCACGGCCGGAGCCGCCGCCGCCGGCGCAGCAGCAGCAGCAGCAGCAGCCGCGCGAGAGCAGCAGACAGGAGCCGCCGCCGCCGCCGCAGGAGGCGCCACCGCCACGCCAGACGGUCCGCCUGGAGGUGGUGCUGAAGGACCCAACCGAGGAGAGCUGCGUGGAGUUCAGCUACCCUGAGCUGCUGCUGUGCGGGGAACCGCGGAAGAAACCUGCCCACUCGGAAGAUCCAUUUAAUGAUGAACAACGUGAGCGGUAUGAGGUGGAAAAUGCUGGCCAAGAAAUUGAGGCAAAAUAUGGUGGGAAGUCUCACAAGCAUCGAAAGGAUCGCUUGCAGGAUCUGAUUGAUAUAGGUUAUGGCUAUGAUGAAACAGACCCUUUCAUCGAUAACUCUGAAGCUUAUGAUGAAUUGGUUCCUGCAUCUCUGACAACCAAAUAUGGGGGAUUUUACAUCAACACGGGAACAUUGCAAUUCCGCCAAGCAUCUGAUUCAGAGGAUGAAGACUUUGCAGAGGACAAAAAGCACAGGCCACCUAAAGUAUCCAAACUAAAAGAAGGAGAGGACCGCGGGAUUAAGAAGCGGAAGCGGAAAGAGGAGGGGACAGAGAAGGAGAAAAAGCCUCGGAAAAUGAAAGUUCCUAAGCAGCUGGGAGUAAUCGCUUUAAAUUCACACAAAUCUGAGAAGAAGAAGAAGAAGUUAUACAAGGACUCGCUUUCUCUGGCAGCCAUGAUCCGGAAGUUCCAAAAGGAGAAGGAAGCCCUGAGAAAAAAAGAUUCCAAUCCAGAACCCCCGGUGACUGUUGCCACCUCCAUCCCUAGUAAACCCCCUUCCUCCUCUGCUACCACAGGAAAUGAUGUCUCAGACUUGAACCUCAGGGUUACCGAUCCUGUCCUCUCCAUUUUUGGUAGCACAAAUGAGCAUGAGCUCCUGCAGGAAACCGAAAGUGCCCUGGAGAUUCUGGGAGAGAUUGACUUUGACAAGCUGCUUGACGUCACCUCUAAUGGCAGCCCAGUGUCUGAGCCAUCAGGAGAGAAUGGAAGUGCCACUCAGCCAACCAAUACCGCUCAGGUCAUGACACCAAAGCAGGUGCCUGCCCUCCCAGAAGGCCUACCUGUACUUCUUGAAAAGCGCAUUGGAGACCUACGAAUAGCUGCCAAGCUGUUUGAUGAAGAAGGCAGGAAGAAAUUCUUCACGCAGGAUAUGAACAAUAUUCUGCUGGAUAUUGAGCUGCAGUUACAGGAGAUAAGUCCUAUCCUCCGUCACAACGUGUACUCCCAUCUUGAGGCUUUUGUGCCCUGCAAUAAGGACACACUGAUAAAGCGUCUGAAGAAAUUACACCUCAAUGUCCAGGAUGACCGUUUGAGGGAUCCGCUGCAAAAGCUGAGACUGGCUGUCAGCAAUGUCAUGCCUGAACAACUAUUCAAGUAUCAGGAGGACUGUCAGGCUCGCAAUCAAGCCAAGAAUGCAAAAUUGCAAGCAGAAGAUGAACGAGAGAAAAAUGGGUCAGAGGAAGAUGAUGAUGAGAAGCCAGGAAAGAGGAUUAUUGGGCCAAGAAAGAAAUUCCACUGGGAUGAUACAGUGAGGGCUUUGUUGUGCAACCUUGUCAAGAUCAAGCUGGGAUGCUACGAGCUAGAGCCAAAUAGAAGUCAGUCUCCUGAGGAUUACCUCAAGACCUUUAUGGAGACAGAGGUGAAACCACUCUGGCCUAAAGGCUGGAUGCAGGCUAGGAUGCUCUUUAAAGAAAGCCGAAGUGUUCACAACCAUCUCACUUCUGCUCCGGCAAAGAAGAAGGUGAUUCUGGCACCUAAACCCAAAGUGAAGGACUCCAGUCCAAAGAAAGAGCAGAAAGCCUGUACAUCUUUGGUGACUUCAGCUUGUGCUACUACAUUGAAUUCCAGUGCACCUAUCGGUACAGUAGCUAGCUCUAUCUGUACAUCAGCUCCAGAGACCAUCUGUUUGGAUGACUCACUGGAUGAAGACCUCUCUUUCCACCCACCCUCUCUGGAUUCUAUAUCUGAUGCUUUGGCAGUUAUCAACAAUGGAGCCAAGAUCUUGCCCGUGGGGUCCACCAUAGACACAACAACCUCAAGACCUCGCCCUGGGCUGAGAGAAGAGAAGCUAGCAAGCAUCAUGAGUAAGUUGCCUCUAGCAACUUCAAAGAAGGUAGAGCCAGCUCAGACUCCACAUUCAUCCAGUCUUAUCGCUGGUCACACAGGACCAGUACCAAAGAAACCCCAGGACUUAGUUCACACGGGCAUUUCUUCAGGCCUUAUUGCUGGCUCUUCAAUUCAAAACCCCAAGGUUUCCUUGGAACCUUUGCCAGCCAAGCUACUUCAGCAAGGACUACAGAGGUCAAGCCAGAUCCAAGCUGCUUCCUCUUCGCAGACCCAUAUUUCUUCCUCCUCCAAGGCCCAAGCAGCUACUUCCUCCUCCUCUCAGAGGUGCAAGGAUGCUGCUAUCCUGGUAUCCUCUUCAGAGGGCCAAGGUGGUUCUUCCUCAACAUUACAAGUGUCAAAGAUGCACCAGCAUUCAGCUGUCCAACAGAAAUAUGUGUCUCCUCUACAAGCAACUAUUAGUAAGUCACAGACCAAUCCAGUGGUGAAACUGAGUAGCAAUCCCAAGCUCUCCUGUUCAUCCCCAGUCAUCAAGAGUCCAGAUAAGCCAGUAAUGUACCGCCUUCCUCUGUCUAACCCCUCAUCUGGAAGUGGUUCUCAAGUAUCCCACCCUCUAGUUUCUCGGACAACAUCCAGCACCUCUACCUCUAGUAACUGUUUUGCCAAGACUAUGGUGUCGCAGGGUUCUUCCCAGGGUUUCAAGCCUCCCUUCUCCAUGACUGCCUCUCCUAAACCUGCUGCCUCUCCCAAGUCCACAGCACCCAAAGCCUCUGUCACACCCAAGCCCACAGCAUCAUCUAAAUUUCCAUCUAAAUCAACCUCAUCCUCCAGGCCCACAACAUCACUCACUUCUUCCAGUUCAAGUGCACUAGUACCCCAGAGUAGUCACUCCAGUAGCAGCCCCCUUCAUAAACAGCCCAGUGGAGUAAAUAUCAGCAGGCAGUCUCCAACAAUGAAUUUGCUGCCCUCUAGUCGCACCACAGGCCUUCAGCCUGCAAAGAACCCUCAGGCCUCUUCAAAGUUGCCCAACUCUUCUCCCUCUGGGCCUAUUAGCAAAAAUAACUUGAGUGGAGUCGGAAUGAAUGUACCUGCCAGCAGAGGCAGUAACCCUAAUUCAAGCGGAGCAAGUAGGACUAGUCUCUCUGGGGGAGCAGGAAGUGGAACACAGGGUGCUACUAAACAGUUGUCAACGCCACACAGGCCAUCUUCUGCCUCAGGGUCUCCAGUUGUAGCAGGCAGCGUGCAGUCAACAGCAGGAGCAUCAUUACUGGCAAAUGCCUCACCUUUGACUCUUAUGACAUCACCCUUGUCUGUAACCAAUCAGAAUGUGACAUCUGCACCAUUGACUCCUUUUGGGAUGCUGGGUGGCCUUGUUCCUGUGACUGUACCCUUCCAAUUUCCCUUGGAGCUGCUUGGCUUUGGGACGGACACAGCUGGAGUAACAACCACCUCAGGAUCUACCUCAGCGGCUUUCCACCACAGCCUAGCUCAGAAUUUACUGAAGGGUUUGCAGCCAGGUGCCCAGCAUGCAGCAACACUGUCUCAUUCACCUCUGCCUGCUCAUUUGCAGCAAGCUUACACAGAUGGAGGCCAAAGUAAAGGGGACACUAAGUUACAGCGGAAAACCCAGUGACUUCUGGAUGAUCAAGGGAGCAUGAAGCGGUUCUGAUUGGCUGAUGGAAUCUGCCCAGUUGGGAAAGUGCUUACAUGGUCACAGGGCUGCUGUUUCUGUCAAUGUUUACAUACUCUCAUCCUAAGUACUGUGGUGAGAGGAAAGAAGAAAAAGAAAAUACUUGAUCAAAUAGAGGAGGAAAAGGAGGAAAGACUUUCAGGCAAAUUGAUCAUAGUUUGAGCUUACCUAAAGAAACUCAGCCUUUUAAAAUCUAUUCUGACUGGCAAGUUUCAGUUGUCAAACCCACAGUGGCACAAUGUUUACUUUCUGGGUAAUGCCUAAUGAUAAGGAGGAAGCAUGAAGAGCGAUGGAGUAAAUUUCUCCAUCUAUCCUGGGAGGUAGGAAGCCACCCACUUUAACAAUUUGAAAGAAUAUAAAUGGGCCCUGCAAAAGAAUGCAAAAGAAUAUAAAUGGGACUUGAGUGUAUUAUAUGGUUGUGGACCUUACGUAGUGCAGACCAGAGAUGGUCUGCUGCUUGGGCACUCUUGGUGUAAAUAAGAAUAAACUUUCCACAGGUAGUUUCUGAUGCAGACAUUUGUCCAACGUUACCUCUUUGGAAAAGCCUAAUGAAUACAGGCCCUGUUUGGUUUUGUGGGUACUGUGGCUAAAGCAGUCUCAUUACUCCCCAGGCUGAGCUCCCUUUCAAAGAGAGAAUCCUGUUGGAGAGGCAAGAGAAGGGUAAAGAGCGGUUUACAUUACUCUCUACUCCCAAGUUAAUUUAGCACAGAGUGUUUGGUAUUUAAAGAAAAAAUUCUGUCUUUUUUACAUAAAAUGGAAUCUAAAUUUUUGUUUCAGAUCAGGCAGCAUUCUUAUUUCCCCACACCCAAUUUUUUUGAAGAUGGACACUAUGCUUUUCCACCCUUAAACUUGUUUCAUUUCUUCAAUUGGUUCUCCUUGUGUAUCUCUGCUAUUACAGUGUAGAAUCUACAUCCUUCAUAAAACACAAGGGCACUUCCUCAUCCCUGCUGGAUCUGUUCCCUCUUCCAUCCAGCUACUUUCAAAAGCUAGACAUGGUAGUGAACCCUUCAGCUCAGGAGAGCUGGAUGCGGCUUACUUCAGAGCCAAGUUAUACUGCUUCAAGCAUUAGCCAAAGAGGAAUCAUUCAAAAGCAAUCUGGGGUGCCUUUUCUCCUCCUGGGGCUGAAUGUGUUGUCUGUCUCUUUAGCAUUCCUGGCCCCUGCUGGCCUGGGGUACUCAUGACCUGACUCUGCCCUGCAUGGUAUUACAAGACAGCAAGGCUGGCUUUCAUUUUUGGAUAGCAAUAUAUUGGGUAGUUCAUUUGUGCGUUUAGGAAACGUUUAGCACACAUUGCACUUUUGAUAAUAGGACAGAAGAUUAAAUUAGAUUAAAACUUUAUUGUUGAGUCCCAUCUUUCUAUAAGUGGAAAGAGAAGCAUGGCAGAAGCUGCAAUGUAAAAGUAAGAAAGUAUGGGAUCUUCUGAUCUGGAAAUCACAGUUUCUGAUUUGAGGCCCUUUCUCUUGCAAAUCCAGUAUAUCCCUGUGAUCAAAGAUGCUGGAAUUCUAGUCUGUCUUGAACUUUCCAGUAGUUCUGAUCCGAGAUUGUACUUGUGACUGACGGUCACCUCACACCUUCCAAGUACAAACUUCGACCUCUGGCUAUUAAAUCUCUAGUGUUUUUGCUAGACUAACUUUUAGCUUUCCAUUUUCUUUGACAUGUGAACUAUUUUUCUUAAGACCAGACAACAGUUCUUUUUUCUAUUUAGAUCUCUUUAAUUUUAUAUAUAUAUAAAUUAUAUAUAAACAUGAAUUUAAAAUAAUAUAUAUUGUAUAUAUCAUAUAAAAAUAAAUGAAUGUUGGGUUGAGCCCAGCAAUAAAGGAUUUUGCACAAAGAAUUUCUGUAAAGGACAGAUUGAACCAAAAUAAGAUCCAUUAGGUUUUGAAUUUCACCCCUGCGGCACUAGGCAAAUUGUGUUUUUCUGAUAAUGUAAGUGUUCUGUAGGUGGCAUGUUGGUAGACAAAAUUACAACUCUUAGCAUCAAGAUUAAUUUCAAAAAGGGUGUAUAUAUUCAUACAGACCCUGGCAUUCCUACUCGGAUGAAAAUUCUCCCAAGACAUAAGAUUUCAUUAACUAUUCAGAAUGUAGCAUCCAAGUUUUGUUUUUGUGUGAUGCUUUACCCCAGGAAGGGAGGAAGGAAGCAGAUUCUGUGAGGUCAGAAUUUUUUGACCUAUGCCAAACGUAGCACACUUCUAACAAUGCAUGUAGCUGAGGGGCUGAAGUGGAGAGCCACCCAGCAGCAAUAUGUGGAAAAGACCCCUACCCCAAGAGAACUCUGCCCUCUUCUAUACUUCCUCCCUCAAAGUGUCUCACUCAUAUUGCCAUCCUUUACUUUCAUACUUUUUUUUUUUAAAGUGAAAUUCUAGAUCUAGUGACAGGUACACAAUUGACAGACCUGGAGAUUGGAGCCCUUUAUCCAUACAGCACAGACAAUGACAGCACAAGUUUCCUUUCUCCCGCAAGUGUGCCUCAUUUGCAGAGUAUCAUCUCUAGGAUUGAGAGGUUUCCACAGCCCAUUCAGUCGUUGGCCUGUUUGCUGAGAAUGGUAACAAGAAGACAUAUUAGUACUAGUUUUGGAAAUAGUUGUAUGAUGUGAAACUGAACUGAGGUCACAAACUCAUUUCAUAUAGGCCACUGAAAACAGUUCUUGGAGUGUAACUAUUUUUAGUCACUACCAGUCUGGUGGGCCACUUUGGAAUCAAGCGACCCAAAGGAGAAAGAUUCUGUGUUCCAACCCCUUCUGUAUUCUCCACUUGUUCAACCCAGAAAGGCCAGGUCAAAAGAUAACUACAGAGUAAUUCCCGGGAUUUUUGCAGAACGGGGCAGCAUGAGCAGAUGUGCAGUGAAGGAUAUCUGCAACAUCCCAGUGCAAAAUUAGACUAAUACACUUUACUACUCCUUGCAUAGCAACUUGUUGUUUAAGCUGUUUUUCAAGAGUUACUAUUUUUAAGGGCCUUUGGUAAUAUAUAUAAGCUGUUGUACAUACUAAACCCUCAGUAUUCACAAGCAAUAAGAGCCAGUUGAGCUGUUUUCCUGGGCAGCUGACCUUAAUUUGGGGAUUGUACGUGAGCUGGAGUAUCAGGCUCACUCUGAACCUCAAAUAAUGCAAGCAAUAAUUUCAAACACAGGUUUUAGAUGCUAAAAACCUUUUGGGUAAUGCCUUCUGCUACAUGUUCCAAAGCUCCAAAAGGCAUAGGUAGCAAUUUUAAAUCCUGUGGGAACUUUGCAAAUAGAGAAAGGAGCUAGUCUAGGUGAACCACAACCUGCAAAAUUUCUAAUAAUUUGGAUCAUUAUUGCUGUGUUCUCCACCUACCCAAGAUAGAUGUUGAUGACCUAAAUCGUUAUUUUUUGCCCAUCAUUCUAUAUUAUUUUGCUAUUAAAAUACAUUAGUAAUAUUGAGUCACCAAAUCAUGAGUGGAUGCUGUGGGUUUAACAUCUGUUUUCAGCUAAUCAGAAAUGACUUUUAAUUACCUGGGUUCUGCUUUUUGUUUGAAUCCUGUUAAGGCUGUUUGAUGCAUAGAUUUUGGGUGAAGCAGGCACACAAGGUCUUGUUCCUUUCCCCCACUCCAACUGCCUGACACUUCCUCCACACUCCUCCUCCACUUGGUCCAGGACACGAAAGCAGAGAAAUCCUGCAACUCUCCCAAGCUGCCAUCAGUUGUGCAAACCAUAACCUUCUGGGGGUUGUCUCUUAGGACUCCAACUAACUUUAUCACUUUUGCUGCUACAUUUGUAAAAUGAACUUUUGGCUGUAUUUAUUAGCAAAUUUUAAUCUAGUUUACAGUUCGUUUUUGGAGUAGUUUUUGCCCACAGAUGGAUUAGGAGUGAUGGGGUGUUUGAUUUUUUUUUUUUGAGUGCAUUGUUAAAGGCACAGUGAUCCCUCUUCUAUUUUAGUUUUGGACUUUCUUUGAAGAUGGAAUUGCAGGAAAAAGCAAAACCUGCAGUCAAGCAAAGCUCUGGAAGGUUUACACCCCGGACUCCAGCUCCCCAUUUUUUGCUAAGAUGGGGAUUACAAUAGGGACACUUGCUGUUUUGUUUUCUUAAAAUGAACCAGAAGGUAAAUGUGGUAGGUAAAUGACUGGUUAAUUAACACUUUAUGCAAUUUUAAUUUUAUAGAAGUUUAAAAAUAAAAGUUGGUAGAUUCUGA
Dermochelys coriacea (leatherback sea turtle) is the source of this 8230-nucleotide messenger RNA. It is a transcript of the gene UBN2, whose product is annotated as ubinuclein 2. Bases 23 to 4030 code for a protein of 1335 amino acids. The transcript is spliced from 17 exons. The record is from RefSeq and is a predicted model, not a curated record. Lineage: Eukaryota; Metazoa; Chordata; Testudines; Dermochelyidae. Gene Ontology annotation, cellular component: nucleus.